GGCAUUCCUUAAAACCCAAGGUUCAGACUCCAGUGACCGGUGGUAACUGCCCACAGUCCUCUAUUCAGAGGGGCUGCCGGCCGGGCGUCCUGCCCUGCCCGCAACAAUCAUUGAAUCUUCGGUCUUGGGGUGUCCUCCUUGCUCAUGGGGCGCAAGAAGCAGCAGGGGAGCAGCAGCGCGGCCGUGGCGGCGCGGGAGAGCGGCAAGGAGAAGCAGAAGCAGAAGGAUGGGAAGGAGGGGAAGCAGAAGCAGAAGGACGGGAAGGAGGGGGAAGCCAUAGGCGCCGGCCAGCGCUUCUUCAAGGUCUUCUUCCCUGAGCAAUCAGGGGAGCGAUUGAAAAUUCCAUCGCCGUUCCACCAGUACCUUGAGGACAAGCCUUCUGGAUUGGUUUCCCUGAAAAGCCCAAGCGGCGGCACGUGGCAAGUAGUACUUACUUCAGACUCCGAAGGAUUGUGGUUCGCAGGUGGGUGGAAUGAAUUUGUUAGAGAUCAUUCCCUCAAGAAGGGUCACUUUUUAGUAUUCACUUAUGAUGGACACUCGCAAUUCUGUGUGGUGGUGUUCUGUCCAUCGGGCGUCGAGGACCCGUCAGCUUUGGUUGCUCAGCCUUGUAAGGACAGAGUCGUUAAUGUAGAAAAUGGUGAAGGGGACAUAGUCAUCGAUGCAGGUGGGACAUCUGAAAUAUCGACUUUCCCCCUAGAGGAGGGUAAUGGAACCACAAGAAAAAGGAAUAGAGGAACGGAUGAUCUCAUAGCAGAUGGCUCUGCAUCGAAGUGGAAGAAAGCUGAGAAAAAGAGGCCUGAUGGUAUCGUUGGCACAUCUAAGGCAGCAUCGACAAUCCUUAACAGCAAUAAAGUCAGUUUGUUAGAUGAAUAUAAUUGUUCCAACCAGACUCGGAUCAGGGAUAAGGAUGUGCCUAGGGGUGGUAAAUUCAUCUUUAAGAAGGCAAGGCAACCAGUAGUAAUAUCACAAAGGCGUCCAGUAACUGAAGAAGAGAAAAACCUCGCUCUUAAAAGGGCAAAGGAGUUUAAAUCAAAGAAUCCUUUCGCCAUGCAAAUAAUGAUGGACUCUUAUGUCUAUGUGGGAUUUUUCAUGAACAUCUCAUGUGAAUUUGUCAGAGAGUCGCUUCCCAAAACAAGCAAGAAGAUGACACUCUGGGAUCCACAAGGAAAGCCUUGGGAAGUUAACUAUGUUUACUACAGUGACCGCUGUGUUGCCUCUUUCAGUGGUGGCUGGGGUAAAUUUUCCCUAGGAAAUAAUCUGGAGAAGUUUGAUGUUUGUGUCUUUGAGCUAUUUAAGGAGGACAACAUAAAAGUGCACAUCUACAGGGUUGUCCCGGAAAUCACUCCGCUUCUCCGUUCCAUCCACAAAUAACAUGGUUUUCUUCGCUUGUUGGAGAGUGCAAUUCCAUUGAUCUGCAGCUACACAAUAAUAAGGCUGAUCAUUCACAUGCUGGAAAGUGCUUCUGUGCUCCUUCGAGACAGAAUGAACCAAUAAAAUUUCCCCAAACAAAGAAAAGUGACAAAAAAACAGAAGUUAUGUACUUAUAUUCUGAUGGGAACCCUGUUGUAUCAGUUAAAGAAUAUUGUUGCAAACUUGCGGUCAUCGGAGAACUACAUUAUAUGAGCAAUGCAUUAUAGUAAUUUGUUGUGCCCA
Messenger RNA from Phragmites australis (common reed), 1653 nucleotides. RefSeq names its product B3 domain-containing protein Os11g0197600-like. Gene Ontology annotation, molecular function: DNA binding. Lineage: Eukaryota; Viridiplantae; Streptophyta; Magnoliopsida; Poales; Poaceae. Bases 145 to 1371 code for a protein of 408 amino acids. The transcript has 5 exons. The record is from RefSeq and is a predicted model, not a curated record.